Molecule: messenger RNA, 404 nt
Organism: Nicotiana tabacum (common tobacco)
Lineage: Eukaryota; Viridiplantae; Streptophyta; Magnoliopsida; Solanales; Solanaceae
Source: RefSeq, a predicted model, not a curated record
AUUCAAACAGAAGAUCAAGAAAUGCAAAUAGUUCUUCUCCAACAAAAGACAUUAAACCAGAAAAACCAAGAACAUCCAGGAGACAUUCUACUACAGAAAAUGGCACUCAUGAUUCUACAAACAAAGAACCUGGAACCAAAUCCAGGAGUUCCAGGCGACAUCAUAACAAAGAAACAACAUCCGAUGGUCAUAAAUCGAGUGAAUCUUCAGCUAAAAACCAGCCCGAUAUCCCCAAAAAAUCGCGACGAAAGAAGUCGAAGGAGGAUGGUUCAGCCUCUGGCUCGACUCGACCAUCAAGAUCUAAAUGCACUUCUUCUAGUACAACACAAACUACAGAUUCAUGUCCUGGACAGGAAAGGGAGAGUGAGAGUAGUGAAAUUUCUAAAGAAAAACAAGAGGAGUGA